Pseudopipra pipra is the source of this 702-nucleotide messenger RNA. RefSeq lists its product as uncharacterized. Lineage: Eukaryota; Metazoa; Chordata; Aves; Passeriformes; Pipridae. Bases 75 to 683 code for a protein of 202 amino acids. The transcript is spliced from 4 exons. The record is from RefSeq and is a predicted model, not a curated record.
CCAAGCCAUGGUGUGCAGUGCAAGGCGGGUGCUGCAGGCACCGCUCCAGCAGCAGCAGUGACAGCAGUGACAGCAUGGUGCAGGCGCGGUGGGCCCUGGCCCUCAUCCUCCUCCUGGUGGCCCUGCCAGUCGGAGGUAUCGGGGCUGCUCCAUGGCGACCGUGGGCAGUGGGUCCAGAGUAUCAAGACGGAAGGGGACAAUCUUCCCAGGACACAUCCAAAGUGCUACAUGAAAUCCUUGGACAGCUGAAGAUGAUAGCACGAGGUGUGAACAGCCUCAGCCUCAACAGCGCCGUGGAUGGCAGAAGAUUCACCAGUGCUGUGGUGGGCAGGGCAGACCCAAACCUUGUGGAUGGCAGGACAGACCCAAUUGCUGUGGUGGGCAGGGCAGAUCCAAAUGCUGUUGAUGGCAGGACAGACCCAAACACUGUGGAUGGCAGGACAGAUCCAAACGCUGUGGUGGGCAGGGCAGACCCAAACUCUGUGGGUGCUGAUACCUUCCAGACGUACUGCAUAGAAGGCAUCGUGGCUGUCCUGGGCUCAAUUUUGCUGGGGAUGGCAUUGUAUUGUAUAUUCCACUUGUGGAGGAAGAGGAGAAGGCGCCUCGCAGCUUCGAGAGCCGGCUCUGAGCGCCCCAACAGCCGGGCAGAAGCCAGCAGAAUAUUUGCAGGAGCGUUUAAAUAAAGAUCAGCAGCACAAUCGA